Fusarium subglutinans is the source of this 2136-nucleotide messenger RNA. Its product is annotated as potassium uptake. Gene Ontology annotation, cellular component: membrane. Lineage: Eukaryota; Fungi; Ascomycota; Sordariomycetes; Hypocreales; Nectriaceae. Gene Ontology annotation, biological process: potassium ion transmembrane transport. Gene Ontology annotation, molecular function: potassium ion transmembrane transporter activity. Bases 1 to 2136 code for a protein of 711 amino acids. The transcript has 5 exons. The record is from RefSeq and is a predicted model, not a curated record.
AUGGCUCAAACUGAGGCUGAUGUUUAUGCCGGAGAUGUAUUCGUCGGCAUUGACGACGAUGAAGAAAAAGCCCGGGCCAUUGCAGGAAAUGAUCUGCAAGGCCCUCGCAAGCAAGCAACUACAGGCGUCAUCUACGGUGACAUUGGUACCUCGCCUCUUUACGUCUACUCAUCCACCUUCUCGUCUCAGCCUUCAUGGCAAGACCUCGUCGGCGCCCUCUCGAUUAUUAUAUGGUCUCUGACCCUUAUCGUAACCGCCAAGUACUGCUUCAUUGUUCUCAGUGCCGACGAUAAUGAACAGGGAGGGACAUUUGCUCUUUACAGUCUCUUGGCGAGAUAUACGGAUAUUUCGAGACGAGAUCCCAGGGAUGUGCCGGGUAUUCGAUUGCAGAGGUUCGAAACUGGCGAUCUCAAGGCUGGCGGCAAGAGUCUUCGUGGACUUCUUGAGAAGUCUAGAACGAUUCAAUUCUUCUUGCAAUUUAUCGGCGUCUUGGGUGUCUCUAUGGUCAUGGCUGAUGGUGUGCUGACACCGGCGCAGUCUGUCCUAGGAGCUAUCCAAGGAAUCAAGGUUAUCAAUCCUGACCUGGGAACCUCUGCCAUCGUCGGUAUCUCAUAUGGUAUACUUGUUAUACUCUUUCUCAUCCAGCCAUUUGGCACAUCAAAGAUCGGUACCAUGUUCGCACCGGUUGUCGUCAUCUGGUUGCCAUUUAACCUUUACGCUGGUAUUUAUAAUCUCGCCGUCCACGAUUACACCGUCCUCAAGGCAUUCAGUCCACACUUUGCCUUCUCAUAUCUUGUGCGCAACGGCCACGAGGGCUGGAAAUCCCUCGGAGGUCUGCUCUUGGCUUUUACAGGCGUCGAGGCCUUGUUCGCGGACCUGGGAGCGUUCAGCAAACGUGCGGUGCAACUAUCGUGGAUGUGCUUGGCUUAUCCCUGUCUUCUCAUCGCAUAUGUAGGACAAGCCGCGUAUAUAUCUCACGACGAGACGAAACAAGCUUUCACGAACCCCUUCUUCAAUACGGUGCCUCCAGGAAGUCUGUAUUUUCUUGGUGAUCGCGAUUCUUGCAGCCAUCGUCGCUUCUCAAGCUAUGAUAACUUCAACCUUUCAACUUCUCACUCAGAUAAUGAGGCUCUCAUACUUUCCUCGGUCUACAUGCCAAUGGGCAAUUGGCUACUCAUGACUGGUACGGUUAUCAUUACAGCAGUAUACAACAAUACUACCUCCCUAGGCAACGCAUAUGGUGUCUGCGUUAUCACAGUCACUUUUAUCACGACGUGCAUGGUCUCCCUUGUCGCAAUUCUCGUUUGGAGGCUUCCAGCGUACAUAGUCGUGCCACUCUGGCUGGUCUUUGCCAGUUUGGAUGCUGCGUUUCUAUCGGCAGUCUACGAAAAGGUUCCAGACGGCGCCUGGUUCACCCUUCUUCUAGCCUUCAUACUCUCCUACCUCUUUACCCUGUGGCGUUUCGGAAAAGAGUGUCAGUGGCAAGCAGAAUCUCAUGAUCAGCUUUCGCCCCAAGCGCUCUUGCUUCCUACCACUGCGACAAAAGGCACUGUGGCUCUGUCGUCUACAUUUGAUGGAACGCCUAUUUCUACUGUUCCAGGCCUGGGGAUAUUCUUUGACAAGUCUGGCAUCGCCAACUCCCUUCCUCCUUCUUUCUUCCAGUUCGUCAUCAAGUUCGCCGCACGACCAGCAGUCGUUGUUCUCUUCAACAUGCGUCCCCUCCCGGUACCUACAGUUACAAUGACCGAUCGAUAUGUCAUAAGGCACGUCUCCGAAAUCGAUUCGUGUUAUGCUGUUACACUACGCCAUGGCUACACAGACAGCAUUUUGUAUCCGGGUCUCGCUCAGGAUAUUGUUCAACAGAUUGUGCUUUCAAUCGCAAGAGGUCGACGCAACAAUACAACAGAUGCCGAGCUAGACCUGGUGCAAUCCUCACGGAAGUCUCCUGCUGUGUACAUCCUUGGUAAAGAGACGAUCAAAAUUGGCUGGCCAAGUGUCCGAUCUCCCAAGGCUUAUCUCCGGUCCUGGCUGCUGUGGAUCUUUCUUUGGUUUCGAGAAAACUCUCGAACUAAGCUUGCUGAUAUUGAUAUCGAUGCCGACAAAGUAAUCGAGGUUGGGUUCAUUAAAGAACUGUAG